Messenger RNA from Vanessa tameamea, 2036 nucleotides. Its product is annotated as gastrula zinc finger protein XlCGF26.1-like. The record is from RefSeq and is a predicted model, not a curated record. Bases 94 to 1767 code for a protein of 557 amino acids. Lineage: Eukaryota; Metazoa; Arthropoda; Insecta; Lepidoptera; Nymphalidae. The transcript is spliced from 5 exons. Gene Ontology annotation, molecular function: RNA polymerase II cis-regulatory region sequence-specific DNA binding; DNA-binding transcription factor activity, RNA polymerase II-specific; zinc ion binding. Gene Ontology annotation, biological process: regulation of transcription by RNA polymerase II. Gene Ontology annotation, cellular component: nucleus.
UGUCAAAUUUAGAAUGUCAACUCGUAAAUAGCAUUAUUCUCUAGCUGUUUUCUGAGAAUUCUUUAAAAAAUAUACAAUUUGUAGAUAUAAGUUAUGAAUUUAAACACGACAUGCCGUUGCUGCUUAGCACGACCGCCGGAUAAGGACUUAAAGUCAACUUACACAUGCCUCGGGAAAACCGAAGUUUACGGAGAUAUGCUAAAAGAAUGCUUCGAAGUCCAUCUCUCAAUAGAACCAUGUGAUUCUGAAAAUGGUAUUUGUGAAAUCUGCAUAGCGCGUCUGAGAGAUGCGUGUGACUUCAAACAGCAAGUGCUGCGUUGUCAAAAGGAAUUUCAAAUCAAGCUCACCACAGCUAAAGAUGUUAAAGAUGAAGAUUUGCCUAAAAUAAAAGAAGAGUACUCGGAUCCCGAAGACAAUGAGAUAUACUUCUUGGAAUUCAAAGAUGACUUCGAGGAUAUGAAAGAAGACGACAAACUAGCUGAAAUACUCCGCCUCGAUGACGUCACAGCCAAGAGGAAAGUCGAGAAGAAGAAGAACGGUAAAAAACGACAGAUCAUCAUAGAGAAACCCACCAAGGAUCGUAAAUCGAAAAAUCUCAAACCGUCUAUCAAGCUCUCACUCCGAACGCUCUCUCAAAUCGAGAGGUUAAACAAUUCGCCCUCAAUCCGCUUCGUGAGCGAGAACAAGAAACACAGCAUAAACAUGGAAAAUAUACUUAAAUAUUCGAAUUGUACACCGUUUUUUAAUAAAACACUAUCCGGUAUUACUUGUGCGUAUUGCAAAGAAACUUGCCAGAAUCUAGAGGAACUUAGACAGCACACACACGAAAUACACAAAAAGGAUGAAUUUCAAUAUACGAAGAGAUUGGAUAAAAGUAAUUUGUCUCUAAAAAUGGAUAUUACUGAUCUCAAAUGCAAUAUUUGCGAGAAAAAUUUCGAUGUGAUCUCCAAUUUGAAGAUUCAUCUGGCAAAGGAACACGAUAUCAAGUUCUUCCCUGACGUCAACGACUAUAUCCUGGAGUUUAAGUUAACUGACGGCGAAUUGUUGAACUGUGCGUUGUGCCAUUCGACAUUUGAAACUUUCAAAAUGCUGCUCCAACACAUGAACGGACACUAUCGCAAUUAUAUAUGCGAUGUUUGCGAUAUGGGCUUCAUAAACAAGCACAGAUUAAAAAACCACCAAAGGAUCCACGAAAUUGGUACAUUCAAAUGCGAGUUUUGCGAUAAAGUCUUCACCACACGCGUGAGGAAGAUGUGCCAUGAAAAAUAUACGCAUAACAACGCAUCGAGAUACACAACGAACUGUCCACACUGCGAUCAAUCGUUCAAUAGCUAUUACCAGAGGAACCGACACAUGUUCAAGGAGCACAACAUCGCCGCGGCGACAUACAAAUGUAAUAUUUGCGACAAAUCCUUCAUUCUAAAGUCAAAACUGACGUCUCAUAUAAAAAAAGUUCACCUAAUGGAACGCAACCAUAUUUGCACGGAGUGCGGUCAAGGUUUUUUCAUCAAGCAGUCGUUGGAUGAGCACAUGGUGAAGCACAAUGGAGAGAGGGUCUUCAAGUGCACGGUGUGUCACAAGGCAUACGCCAGGAAGAAGACGUUGAGGGAACACAUGAGGAUACACAACAAUGACCGGCGGUUUAAGUGCGGUGUUUGUAGUUUAGCGUUCGUUCAAAAGUGUAGUUUGAAAAGUCACAUGCUAUCGAAUCACGGGAUAACGUUGUCCGAAUUCGAAAACGCGAGAAGUGAAAUACUCGUAUCGUAGGACUGUGUGCUUUAAAAUGGGACUUGAUUCAAGUUUUUUAGGUCAUACCUAACAUCUUGUUGCAAUAUUAUGAAAUGUGUAAAGUUAACCCGCGUUGAUCCGAUAGACGUUUUGUGUGGUUGAGGAUGAUGGUGUUCGUCAAACUAUACAUCCAUAUUGGAGUCCGGAAUUUUCGGACAGGAUGCAGAGAACAAGUAACAACAAGUUGAAUCAUACAUUGAUGAAGAUUUGCCGAGAUUAAUGUGCGUUACAGCCCUCUCUCAAGCACG